CGAAAGUGUAUAAAUACAAGUUGGACAUGCGAUAUGCUAAUUUUUCAGCUGCCACUUCGUUUUCAAACUUAACAAACCCACCGCCACCUUCCCCAUCCAUUUUCUCUAUUAACAUCAAUCAACUCAAAUCUUCUUCUUAUCCCUUCCCUAUUCCAACCCAAAAUUCCCAAAUUCCCAACAAAUCCAGGCGUACAACAAAUGGAAGUGAAGCUCCGAACGUCUCGCUCCUUGGUCUCCAAGCUCAGCUCAGUCUCAUCCCAAACCCGCUCCGAUGCCUUGAAAGAGCUUCGGCUCAUCACCAAGCUCGACCCCGACAGCCGCCCCCUCGUAGCCGAAGCCGGAGCCAUCCCUUACCUCUCCGAAACCCUCUUCGACUCUUCCCCUUCCCUCCAAGACGACGCUGCUGCGACCCUCCUAAACCUCUCCAUCUCCUGCCGCCACUCCCUCAUCUCCACGCGCGGCCUCCUUGACGCGCUUUCCCACGUCCUCCGCCACCACGCAUCCCCCUCCUCCUCCGCCUUCGCCGUCCAGUCCUCCGCCGCCACCCUCCACAGCCUCCUCGUCGUUGACGACUACCGCCCCAUCAUCGGCGCCAAGCGCGACAUCGCCUACUCCCUCAUCGACAUCGUCAAGAGCCUCAACUCGCCUCCGCGGUCGGUAAAGGACGCGCUGAAGGCGCUCUUCGGGAUCUCCCUCUACGCGCUCAACCGCGGCGCGUUGGUGGAGCUCGGGGCGGUUCCCGCGCUUUUCACGCUGGUGGUGAAGGACGGGCGCGUGGGGAUCGUGGAGGACUCGACGGCCGUGAUCGCGCAGGUGGCGGGGUGCGAGGAGAGCGAGGAUGAGUUCCGGAGGGUUUCAGGGGUUAGGGUUCUAGCGGACCUGCUGGAUCCGUCGACGGGGACGAGCCUGAGGAGCAGGGAGAACGCGGUAUCGGCGCUGCUGAAUCUGGCGAGGUGCUGCAGCGAGAGGGCAGUGAGGGAGGUGAGAGAGGAGGGGAUGGGGGUGGUCGAUGGGGUUGCUGACGUGGCGGAGAAUGGUGGGGCCAAGGGGAAGAGCAAGGCGGUGGCGCUGCUGAAGGUGAUUGAUGGCGGGAGUGGAAGCAUUGCUAGCGUUUUCAGAGAUAAACGGUUUGAUUGUUUGCUAAAUCAAUCGUCGUGAAUUGGGUUCUGUUUAGAUUAGAGAUGAUCAUGUAGAUAUCGUUGUUUUACGAGCUUAAUGUUACAUAGGAAAUGAUUGAAUUAACAGUUUCACGCAAUGCUUUUGCAUUCAUUUUUGGUCU
Prunus persica (peach) is the source of this 1279-nucleotide messenger RNA. RefSeq names its product U-box domain-containing protein 11. Gene Ontology annotation, cellular component: cytoplasm; nucleus. The transcript has a single exon. Gene Ontology annotation, molecular function: protein binding. NCBI's taxonomy places the organism in Eukaryota, Viridiplantae, Streptophyta, Magnoliopsida, Rosales, Rosaceae. The record is from RefSeq and is a predicted model, not a curated record. The coding region runs from base 199 to 1158 and encodes 319 amino acids.